Molecule: messenger RNA, 5987 nt
Organism: Nerophis ophidion (straightnose pipefish)
Lineage: Eukaryota; Metazoa; Chordata; Actinopteri; Syngnathiformes; Syngnathidae
Product: erlin-2-like
Exons: 13
Coding region: 260-1252 (330 amino acids)
Biological process (GO): SREBP signaling pathway
Cellular component (GO): endoplasmic reticulum membrane; endoplasmic reticulum
Molecular function (GO): ubiquitin protein ligase binding; cholesterol binding
Source: RefSeq, a predicted model, not a curated record
CUCCACUAGAGACCGAUAGCGCUCCGAGUAACCCCAGGACAGCAACACGGCGAAAGUGUGAAGAAGUUAUCAGGUGCUUGAGGUGCGUUGUGCUUUUCUCCUAGUCGGCGUCAUUUUGGAGCAAAUCAAAGGCUGAAAUCCUCUUUAAGGGUGACAAAGGUCAGCUGAUGCCAGGAUAAGCCUUAGCCUAGAGGAGAUAACCAGGUUGCAAGAAGCCGGCAUACAUGCGCUACUACACAGACUGCUGACUAAAUGCAGGAUGGCACAGUGGGGUGCCAUAUUCUCAAUUAUUGUGGCUCUUGCUGGGGCAGCACUUUUGGCUUCCGUGCACAAGAUCGAUGAAGGCCACACUGGAGUUUACUACAGGGGAGGAGCUCUCUUGACCGCCACCAGUGGACCUGGUUUCCAUCUUAUGCUUCCAUUCAUCACCACCUACAAGUCUGUUCAGACGACACUGCAGACCGAUGAGGUGAAGAAUGUCCCCUGUGGCACGAGUGGAGGAGUGAUGAUCUACUUUGAUCGCAUCGAGGUGGUCAACUACCUUGUUCCUUCAGCAGUGUUUGACAUAGUGAAGAACUUCACUGCAGACUACGACAAAGCUUUGAUAUUCAACAAGGUGCACCACGAACUCAACCAGUUUUGCAGCGUCCACUCUCUGCAGGAGGUCUACAUUGGCCUGUUUGACCAAAUUGAUGAAAACCUCAAAAUAACAUUGCAAGAAGAUCUAACAAGCAUGGCACCUGGUCUCAUCAUACAGGCAGUCCGGGUCACAAAGCCUAACAUCCCAGAGAGCAUCCGCAGGAAUUACGAACUGAUGGAGAGUGAGAAGACAAAACUGCUGAUCUCCCAGCAGACACAGAAGGUUGUGGAGAAAGAGGCAGAGACCGAAAGGAUCAAAGCUGUGAUUGAGGCUGAGAAAGUAGCCGAAGUGUCAGAAAUCAAAUUUGGACAGAAAGUCAUGGAGAAGGAGACUGAGAAAAAGAUCUCUGAAAUUGAGGAUGGGGCUUUUGUGGCACGACAGAAGGCCAAGGCAGAUGCCGAGUUCUACACAUCACAGAGAGCUGCGGAGGCCAACAAGAUGAAGUUAACUCCAGAAUACCUGCAGCUCAUGAAGUACAAGGCCAUUGCUGCCAACAGCAAGAUCUACUUUGGGAACGACAUACCCCAGAUGUUCGUGGACUCAGCCGGAACUUCCAUCAAGGCGUCUGCAGCCAUGGACUUUGUGGGCGAGCAGAUUUUGGACAUGGAUUAAGACAAGAAGGUACUGGGAGGGACCGCACAUGGUUGGUGGACUCAAUGUUGGAGGGUCGUGACACAAACUAUGCAGCUUUUUCCCCUUCAGCCCAGAGAAGCCCUGCUGACGUGAACCUCAGAACCACUGCUAGAAACUCUCAACAUUGGAAUAAGCAUGUAAAAAGUCCGAAUAUAACCUUUUCAGGGACGCUUCUUUGUUUGGUACUGGUAGAAGAAAAACAUUUUUGAUUGCAUCACACGUGAGUUCAAGUGUGUGCUGUGUGACGUUGAGAAACAACAACAACAAAAAAAAGAACACGGCUCUUGUGGAAAUUCAUCAAGCACAAGCAAGUGAUAAUGCCUUCAAUAUGGCAGCAUUCCAAUAGGGAGUGGUGCCCCAAGGGUAGAAGUACAGUAUGUGUUUACACCAACAAGCAUUUCUUUCUUUCAUGAGGCUCUUAAAUGAGAACUACACUUGUUUGGGGAAUUUUGCCUAAUGGUCACAAUCACCAUGAGCGACAAGAACAAAAAUGUCUUUUUUUUUUUUUAUUUAAGGACCCUAAAGAUGAUAAAAAAAACGCUUGCAAGAUGCGGCUAAUGGGAGCCACCGUUGUAGCCUUCAAAGCCCUCUAAAAGGCCUACUGAAACCCACUACUACCGACCACACAGUCUGAUAGUUUAUGUAUCAAUAAUGAAAUCUUAACAUUGUAACACAUGCCAAUACGCAAUUGCAAUUUUAAAUUUCGCGCUGAAGUAUCCUGCUGAAACGUCGAGGUAUGAUGACGCGUGCGCGUGACGUCACGCAUUGUACAGGACAUUUUGUUCCAGCAUCGUUUCUAGCUAUGUCGUCUGUUUUCAUCGCAUAAUUCCACAGUAUUAUGGACAUCUGUGUUGCUGAAUCUUUUGCAAUUUGUUCAAUGAAUAAUGGAGACAUCAAAGAAGAAAGCUGUAGGUGGGAAGCAGUGUAUUGCGGCAGCCUUUAGCAACACAAACACAGCCGGUGUUUCAUUGUUUACAUUCCCGAAAGAUGACGGUGAAGCUUUACUAUGGAACAGAGCGAACAAGCGAACACGGUUGGAUUGGACCACACACACAAAGUACAGUGUAUUAUGCAGCGAUCAUUUCAAAAGAUCGUGUUUCGAAGAGGGUCCCUUGCUAAGGGCAGAGAUGGGCAUCGCCACCACCCGUCGACUGGUGCUGAAGAAAGGUGCGGGGCCGACCUUCAGGUUGUACAGUUACGACCAUGUAAUCAAAUAAUCUCACUAAAACACUAGUAGCACAAUAAGCAGAUAAGGGAUUUUCCAGAAUUAUCCUACUAAAUUUGUCUAAUAACAUCUGAAUCGCUCCCACAGUAUAGUCUUUUUUUUUUUUUCUAGUCCUUCACUCUCACUUUCCUCAUCCACAAAUCCUUCAUUCUCGCUCAAAUUAAUGGGGAAAUUGUCGCUUUCUCGGUCCGAAUCGCUCUCGCUGCUGGUGGCCAUGAUUGUAAACAAUGUUCAGAUGUGAGGAGGUCCUCAACCCGUGACGUCACGCGCACAUCGUCUGCUACUUCCCGGUACAGGCAAGGCUUUUUUAUCAGCACCAAAAGUUGCAAACUUUAUCGUCGAUGUUCUCUACUAAAUCCUUUCAGCAAAAAUAUGGCAAUAACGCAAAACGAUCAAGUAUGACACAUAGAAUGGACCUGCUAUCCCCGUUUAAAUAAGAAAAUCUCAUUUCAGUAGGCCUCUAAAAAAACUUCAAAAACCUCCAUCCAUCCAUUUUCUACCGCUUGUCUCUUCCUGGGUUGCGAGUGGUGCUGGAGCCUAUCUCAGCUGAAUCAAAAUUUGAAUUAUGUACAUAAUAAUGGAACUGGCACAUCCAUAAAAAAUAUGUACAAUAUUAACCAUAUUUUAGUCUUUUUGAGCAAUACCGUUACUAAAUUCCUCAGCGCAUUUAUUUCCGUUUCUAGCAAUGCACUUCCGGCAACAAGUAGCCUAGUGGUUUGAGUGUCCGCCCUGAGAUCGGUGGGUUGUGAGUUCAAACCCCGGCAGAGUCAUACCAAAGACUAUAAACAUAGUGUGAAUGUGGAAUUUGGAGCCAAGCUAUGCUGACAUAAAUGGUGUGCUUACCCAAAAUCAACUGGAAAAAAAACUUCCCCGGCCAGCUGGACCAAACGCACGACUGUCCAUCGAGUGAGUCACUAUAAUAUUGAUCGUAACACAUGCAGCACAUCAUACUGUACGCUGUCGAGCUUGCUGUGUACAAACAAAACAUGAAAUGUGGGUUAACACUUUAUAGAUAUUGUAAUAAGACUGUUCAUGUUUUUCAGUCAGUACUCAUUUGUGUCCUAUUGCAUUUUUUUUGUACAUUAAAAGUUUUAAAGCCAUUCGGCUGCUGACAUAGAUGCUAGUUUACGGCUAGGCUUUGAUUGAUUGAUUGAAGACUUUUAUUAGUAGAUUGUACAGUACAUAUUCCGUACAAUUGACCACUAAAUGGUAACACCCGAUUAAGUUUUUCAACUUGUUUAAGUCGGGGUCCACGUUAAUCAAUUCAUGGUAAAUUGUUAUGCAAUGUGUUAGUACGCUGUUAAAAGAGUUUCCAAGGGUUUGCUCUUAAAUUAACAAUGGCGCUACCACUUGGUUAUUAUACAGGUUAUGGAAACGUAAAUUAAAAAUUGUUGGCGAUUUUUGAAGGGAUUUAGAGAUAGAACGAAAUGAUCCCAUUAGCUGCAUCGCUUGCCACCGAGAAGGAGACAAUUAUGACAAAUUAAAAUGAAAAAAUAUAUAUAUUUUGUCUUCUUGUCGCUUACAGUUGUGAUCAAAAUUAUUCAACCCCCACACAAUUUUGGUGUUUUUGCAAGUUGGACAUUUAUUCUGUAUUUUGUUAAUGGUCAUAUCAAAUAAAGAUGUGUCGAAUAGACAAAUGCAACUUAAAUUGUUACAUAGUAUUUUACAAAAUACCAAAAAAGGACAUUUUUCUUAAUAUCUUAUUGACAAAAUGAUUCAACCCCCUAGUUCCAUGCAUCUUUAGUACUUAGUAGAACACCCUUUGGCAGUAAUGACGUCCUUCAAAGGUGAUACAUAAGCUUCUUGCAAGCAUCUACAGGUAUUUUAGCCCAUUCCUCUUGGGCAAAGGCCUCCAGUUCAUUCAUAUUCUUGGGCUUGCGUGCUGCAACUGCCUUCUUCAAGUCCCACCACAGCUUUUCUAUAAGAUUUAGGUCUGGCGACUGUGAAGGCCACUCCAGAGUCUUCCAGCCUUUCUUCUGAUGUUAAUUUGGAGGUAUGCUUGGGAUCCUUGUCCUGUUGGAAGGUCCAACGUCUCCCAAGCCUCAGCUUCGUCACUGACUUCAUGACAUUUGCAGCUAACAUAUCCUGCUAGGAAAUAGAAUUCAUAAUGCCUUGAACGCGCUGGAGAUUCCCGGUACCUGAGGCAGAGAAACAGCCCCAGAGCAUGAUUGACCCCCCACCAUGCUUAACAGUAGGAAAGGUGUUCUUCUCUUUGUAAGCUUAAUUUUUUUCUCCUCCAGACAUAACGUUGAUUCAUAGGCCCAAAGAGUUCCAGUUUUAGAAGAGUUUCCCAAAACCUUUGGGGUUUGUCCAGAUGAUUUUUGGGCAUACUGGAGUCUAUUUUACUUGUGCCUGGUAGUCAGAAGUGUGGUGCGCCUCGUCGUGCGCGCCUUAUUGUCUGGGACAAAACCUGCGUUCCCUCCUCUGCAAUGUCCUGUUGUAGUUCCUCAGCUGUUUUUCACCACUGUACGCUUCAAACACCGGACAGCAGUUGCACACAGCAUCUUCUUUCUACCACGCCCAGGUAGUGAUUCCACUGUGCCUUUAGCCUUAAACUUGCAAAUUAUGCUCCAUACUGUGUCUUUUGGAAUGUGUAAUGUCUUUGCUAUUUUCUUAUAUCCAUAUCCUUUCUUAUGAAGAGAAAUUACCUCCUCUCUUGACUUCUUUGACAACUCCCUGGACUUCACCAUGUUGCAAAUACACCAUUGACCAUCUACAAGAAGCUGAGCGUCACAGUCUUUUUCAAUCAGUUUAAUUGUUGCUCGUUAUGGUUCUAAUCACAUCUACAGGUGUUUUCAACACCUGAUUGAAAAGACCUUAUUCAAAUUCUGUUCCUUAGAAUUAUGAUCUUCAAGGGGUUGAAUAAUUUUGUCAAUUAGAUAUUAAGAGAAAUGAUUGGCAACACUAAAUUGGCCCUAGUGUGUGAAUGUGUGUGUGAAUGUUGUCUAUCUGUGUUGGCCCUGCGAUGAGGUGGCGACUUGUCCAGGGUGUACCCCGCCUUCCGCCCGAUUGUAGCUGAGAUAGGCGCCAGCGCCCCCCGCAACCCCAAAAGGGAAUAAGCGGUAGAAAAUGGAUGGAUGGAUGGAUGGACACUGUUUGGUAUGUUAGAAAAUAUAAUGUAAUUCAAGUUGCAUUUGUCUAUUUAUUGCAUCUUUAUUUGAUAUGACUAUAAACAAAAUACGGAAUACAUGUCCAACUUGCUAAAACACCAAAGUUGUGUGGGAGUUGAAUAAUUUUGAUCACAACUGUUAUAAGGAUUGUAGGGAAAGGCAACAUUUUUCCCAAAAAAGUGCAGUUCCCCUUUAAACGUCAAGUCACUCCACUGAAUAUUUGUAGUCCUCUCUGUUUGCUUCAGGUUGAAACAAAAGUUCUCUGCUGCUUCACUUGUUCAUUGUUAAGAUAAAAUGUUAACUAAUUGUUUAUUAUCUUUUGUAUGAAUCCAUGAUGACGUCCAAUCAAAAGUGCGGCGAUGUUUCCAGCACAAAGAGA